UGGGGCUAAGCUUAAUUUACACAAAGUUCCAGAAAAGAAAAAAAAAAAAGAAAAAAGAAAACCCUUAAUUUGUACAUUGUGUCAUAAUAAUAAUAAUAAUUUGUAUACCUAUCUAGUGAACAAAUGCCAUGUCCUCACAUCCCCUAUUCCCAUUUAAACUUUUGUAUUCUCUUGACCCUUCAAGCCCCAUCUUUUCGCUCAUCCUUCCAUACUACAAAUGAGCCAAUAUUUAAGUGGUUAAUCACAAGACAAUCCCUAUAAACAUGCACUCAAAACAUAAAUUUCAAAGGCUAGAGAAAGAGAGAGAACCUUGAAACUAACUAUUUUACCAGGAAAAGAUGCAAACGGCAGAGGAGAGAGUGCAAGCCAUUGCAUCUGUGUCGACGGACAUACCACCGGAGUUCAUUAGGCCGGAGAACGAACAACCGGGAUCCACAACACGCCACGGCCAGGUUGCCGAGGUCCCCGUUAUCGAUUUCGGGAACCUGCAAGAUGAGGAAAAGCUUGUGCAGCUCAUUAUGGAUGCUAGUUGCGAAUGGGGGAUGUUCCAAAUUGUAAACCAUGACAUACCAAGUGAUUCUAUUAGCAAAUUACAAGAAGUUGGGAAGCAGUUUUUCGAGUUACCACAAGAAGAGAAAGAAGUUUAUUCCAAGUCUCCUGGGGCUAAAAGUGUGGAAGGCUAUGGAACAAAGCUACAAAAGGAAGUAGAAGGCAAGAAAGGUUGGGUUGAUCAUUUGUUCCACAAGAUAUGGCCUCCUUCAGCCAUCAACUACCAGUUCUGGCCUAAAAAUCCACCUUCUUACAGGGAGACUAAUGAAGAGUAUGCUAAGCUCAUGCAUGUAGUGGUAGACAAGCUGCUUAGGACCUUGUCAAUAGGGUUGGGGCUUGAAGGCCAUGAGCUAAAGGAGGCAGUGGGUGGUGAUGAUUUGGUGUACAUGUUGAAGAUAAACUAUUACCCACCAUGUCCUCGUCCUGACCUGGCACUUGGGGUGGUGGCCCACACCGACAUGUCAGCCCUCACUAUUCUUGUGCCUAAUGAUGUCCAGGGCCUACAAGUCUUCAGAGAUGAUUAUUGGUAUGAUGUAAAGUACAUCCCUAAUGCUCUUAUCAUCCACAUUGGUGACCAGAUUGAGAUUCUGAGUAAUGGGAAGUACAAGGGUGUGUUCCAUAGAUCAACUGUGAACAAGGAGAAGGCAAGAAUGUCAUGGCCACUAUUCUUGGAGCCACCAUCAGAGUUUGUAGUGGGGCCACAUCCCAAGCUUGUCAAUGAAGAGAAUCCCCCAAAGUACAAGACCAAGAAGUUCACUGACUAUGUUUACUGUAAGCUUAACAAGAUUCCACAGUGAAUUUAGGAGAUGAAGCUGCAUGUGUGUGUGUGUAUAUAUAUAUAUGUUGCAACUUGCAAGCCCUCUUUAGGUCUGGGGGAUAAUGUUCUCUAUUCAUGUUCUUCUCCAAUUUGAAAAGGCAUUUUGUAUGAUUGUGUGUAUGUUGUGUGUGUGAACAAAAUUUUGUA
Molecule: messenger RNA, 1513 nt
Organism: Cornus florida
Lineage: Eukaryota; Viridiplantae; Streptophyta; Magnoliopsida; Cornales; Cornaceae
Product: flavonol synthase/flavanone 3-hydroxylase-like
Exons: 3
Coding region: 339-1346 (335 amino acids)
Biological process (GO): response to light stimulus
Molecular function (GO): flavonol synthase activity
Source: RefSeq, a predicted model, not a curated record